Messenger RNA from Daktulosphaira vitifoliae (grape phylloxera), 1290 nucleotides. RefSeq names its product transmembrane protein 147. The transcript is spliced from 4 exons. The record is from RefSeq and is a predicted model, not a curated record. Bases 314 to 937 code for a protein of 207 amino acids. Lineage: Eukaryota; Metazoa; Arthropoda; Insecta; Hemiptera; Phylloxeridae.
CACUUUGAAAAUAAUCAUAAUAAUAUAAUAUUAUAGUAUAUUUUAUUAGAAAUAAUGGAGAAUUAUAAUGAUCUGUUUUACAUCUUUCUAUUUUCCGAACUUAAUAUGCUUCAAAGAAUAGUGACCAUCUUUCACAUGUUAUGAAGUCAAGGAUGGCUAGACCAAUGAUGGACGGGACGGCUGGCACUAGAUACCAGAUACAACCAACGAGAAAAACAUAAGAAAAAUCUCGUUAAUUCCCCGGGACCCCAUAAGCCGAAACAUAAAUUUCUACCCACGAGGCCAGACUGACCCCAGAAAUAAUAAUGAAUAAAUGUCUGAAUAUGGAGCGUUUUGGAAGUGUAUUCAAGGUGGUAUAAUUUAUGCAUUUACACAACUAUGUAAAAUGCUUAUUCUAGCAACAUUUUUUCCAACUAAUGAUGCAGCUAUUAGUACACUAAGUUUAGCGAAUUUUAUUAAAAGUUCUGUUGACCUAGCUGAUAUUGUUGGUAUAUUUUUUAUACUGCAAAGCAUUCCAGGGAAAGGCCAUGCUAAAAUUAUUACUGCUGGUGUUGGAUGGGCUGGUGCCGAAAUACUACUAACAAGAUUUCUUCUUUUAUGGGUAGGUGCAAGAGGUACUGAAUUUGACUGGAAGUAUAUUCAAAAAUGUUUAGAAUCAAAUAUAAAUUUGAUGCAUCAUAUUAUGACGUCCGCAUUGGUAUGGUUAUGGUCAAGGCAUGAUUUAUCUAAAAUACCAUCAAUUAUUUCUCCAGUUGUUGCUGUCAUAAUUCUAAUAUUUUUUUCUGUUUAUCGAACGCCUGCCAUUGAUUUACUCAAUUUGUGGGUAGUAAUGGAUGCAUGGUCCAUAAUAGUCCUCAAAGCCAUUUACACAUUAACAAUUAGUCUUAUUGUCUUAAAAUAUUAUUCAGGUCUUACAUUAUUAAUUGGGGUAUAUUAAGAAAGGAAUUGACUUAGUAUUAUUAUUUAUAUUUUGUUUAAUAUGUAUUUAUUAAUAAAAACAUAUUUAUAUUUUUUUAUUUCAAUUAUCUUAAUUGAUACUAAAGUAUAAUUUUGUUUUUAAUCAAAGAAAAUAAUGUGCAUAAAUAACAGAUAAAUUCAAAUAUUGUUAAAUUUUGAAGAUUUAAAGAUAUCUUGAAGUUAAAGUGUAAGGCCUUCCCACAAUCCUCUGAAAAGAAAAUUGUAAUUAUAUACUAAAUUAACAAUAAUGUUUUGAAAAAUAACAUGUUAAUUAGUUGUUCUAAGUGUUAAAUAUUGUUAAUAAUAAAUCAUUUCAAUAUUAGACUAUCUGUA